AGUACAGAAUAGCAAAGAGAUAAAUAAAUUACAAAAUAUUAAGCAUAAUCAAGCCUCAGAAAAUAGGCAAGUUAUAGAAAGUAAUCAAGUUAUAGAAAAUAAGCAAAUUAUAGAAGAUGAGCAACAUAUUAAAAAAGGUUGA
Dentiscutata heterogama is the source of this 142-nucleotide messenger RNA. The record is from the annotation of a GenBank genome assembly. Lineage: Eukaryota; Fungi; Glomeromycota; Glomeromycetes; Diversisporales; Gigasporaceae.